This is a messenger RNA of Prinia subflava (tawny-flanked prinia), 4839 nucleotides long. RefSeq names its product RB transcriptional corepressor 1 (gene RB1). Gene Ontology annotation, biological process: negative regulation of G1/S transition of mitotic cell cycle; neuron projection development; cell morphogenesis involved in neuron differentiation. The transcript is spliced from 27 exons. Gene Ontology annotation, molecular function: RNA polymerase II transcription regulatory region sequence-specific DNA binding. Bases 126 to 2885 code for a protein of 919 amino acids. Gene Ontology annotation, cellular component: nucleus; Rb-E2F complex; chromatin. Lineage: Eukaryota; Metazoa; Chordata; Aves; Passeriformes; Cisticolidae. The record is from RefSeq and is a predicted model, not a curated record.
AAGUGACGGAGGGUGGCGGUGACGCCGUUUUCCCGCGGUUCGGGCGGCGGGCGGGGGCCGGGAGCGGGAGCCGGCGGCCCCUGGUCAGUGGCGCCGCGGCGGGCGCUGCCGCAGCCGCUCCCGCCAUGCCGCCCAAGCCCCCGCGCAGGGCGGGCGCCGCCAGGACGCAGCGCCCCAGCCCCGACGGCGGCUCCGCGCCUCCCGCCGCCCCCCGGCUCGAGGUCGGCGAAGCGGACUUCGUCGUGCUGUGUGAUGCGCUGAAGGUGUCGGAGAGCGUGAGGGAGAAAGCGUGGAAGAAGUACGAGAGCUUGUCGGCAGCGGAUGGAGCUCUGGCUUGUAACAAAAAGAAAAAGGAAACAUGGGGAGUAUGUAUCUUUAUUGUAGCAAUUGAUCUGGAUGAAGUGACAUUUACUUUCACUGAGCUUUUGAAAAGUAUAAACAUAAGUGUAUGCACAUUUUUUCAGUUUCUGAAAGAGAUGGAUGUUAACAUGGAUACUGUAAGCACUAAAGUUGAUAGCACUGUAUCAAGGCUGAAAAAGAAAUAUGAUGUAUUAUUUGCACUAUACCACAAGUUUGAAAGGACUUGUGGCCUUAUUUAUCUGGAACAACCUAGUAGUGAGAUUUCUGCUGAACUCAGUUCUGUAUUAGUCCUAAAAAAUUACUGGAUUACUUUUUUGCUGGCAAAAGGUAAAGUGUUGCAAGUGGAAGAUGACCUGGUGAUUUCUUUCCAGUUGUUGCUCUGUGUCUUAGAUUAUUUUAUCAAACUGUCACCUCCUGCUAUGCUCAAGGAACCAUACAAGUCUUCUGUGUCUGCAGGGACUGUAAAUGGCUCAGCUCGCACUCCAAGAAGAGGUCAGAGCAGGAGCUCACGUACUGCAAAGCAGCUUGAUACCGACACAAAAAUUAUCGAAAUCCUCUGUAAAGAGCAUGAUUGUAAUUUAGAUGAGGUCAAAAAUGUAUAUUUCACAAGCUUCAUUCCUUUUUUGAAUUCUGCUGGUAUUGUAGCUUCAAAUGGACUACCAGAGGUUGAAGUUAUCUUGAAGCAGUAUGACGAGCUCUAUCUCAAAAACAAAGAUAUAGACGCGAGGCUGUUUCUGAAUCACGACGAGACCCUGCAGCCUGACGUCAUGGCGUGCUCACAGUUGGAGAGGACACCACUAAAAAACAAUCCAGAUGAGGAAAUCAAUAUUAUACUUCCACAGACUCCUGUUCGAGCGGCAAUGAAUAACAUUCAGCAGUUGAUUAUGAUUUUAAACUCAGCCACUGAUAAACCAUCAGAUACUCUCAUCAUGUACUUCAAUAAUUGCACAGUGAACCCUAAGGAUAGCAUCCUGAAAAGAGUGGAAAGUUUUGACCACAUCUUCCAGAAGAAAUUUGCUGAAGCAGUUGGACAGGGAUGGGCUGAAAUUGGUUCACAGAGGUACAAGCUUGGAGUGCGUCUCUAUUACAGAGUAAUGGAGUCCAUGCUGAAGUCGGAGGAAGAGCGCCUGUCAGUGCAGAAUUUCAGCAAACUUCUGAACGAUAACAUCUUCCACACAUCUCUUCUGGCAUGUGCUGUUGAGGUUGUCAUGGCUACAUAUGGCAGAAAUGCUUCACAAAGUGACAGUACCAGCACUGAAACAGACUUGUCUUUCCCAUGGAUUCUCAAUGUAUUUGAUUUAAAAGCUUUUGACUUCUACAAGGUGAUUGAAAGCUUUAUUAGAGCAGAACCCAGCCUAACACGGGAAAUGAUAAAGCAUCUAGAACACUGUGAACAUCGAAUUAUGGAGUCUCUCGCUUGGCAAUCUGGUUCACCUCUGUUUGAUCUUAUCAAGCAGUCCAAAGAGCGGGAAGGCCAAACUGAGCAGCCUGAACCCACUUCUUCUCUCAAUACCCCUCUCCAGCACAACCACACUGCUGCAGACCUCUAUCUUUCUCCUAUGAAAUCUCCUAAGAAGAAGGCAUCUGGACCUUCUCUAAGUGCUUCUUCCACUCCAGAUGUUCAACCUGCUGUGAUCCCUCAAACACAGAAACCCCAGAAAUCUACCUCCCUCUCUCUGUUCUACAAGAAAGUCUAUCUGCUGGCCUAUCGUCGACUCCAUACCCUGUUCCUUCACCUUCUCUCCGAACAUCCUGACCUGGAGCACUUGAUCUGGACCCUCUUCCAGCACACACUGCAAAAUGAGUAUGAGCUAAUGAGAGACAGGCACCUGGACCAGAUCAUGAUGUGUUCCAUGUAUGGCAUAUGCAAAGUAAAGAAUGUAGAUCUUCGAUUUAAAAUAAUAGUUUCAGCAUACAAAGAGCUUUGCAACACAAAUCAAGAGACUUUCAAACGUGUUCUUAUCCGGGAAGAACAAUACGACUCCAUCAUAGUCUUUUACAACUUAGUGUUUAUGCAGAAGCUGAAAACAAACAUUUUGCAGUAUGCUUCCAGCAGGCCUCCCACUCUGUCACCUAUCCCACACAUGCCUCGCAGUCCUUACCAGUUUUCCAACUCUCCUCGGCGUGUCCCUGCUGGCAAUAACAUCUACAUCUCACCUCUGAAGAGCCCAUACAAAUUCUCUGAUGGGUUUCAGUCACCCACAAAGAUGACUCCAAGGUCUAGAAUCUUGGUGUCAAUUGGAGAAUCAUUCGGGACUUCUGAAAAGUUUCAAAAGAUAAACCAGAUGCUGUGCAGCAGUGAGGGCCAGCUGAAGCGCAGUGCAGACGUCGGUGCUGCUGCCCCGAAGCCACUGAAGAGGCUGCGCUUCGAUAUUGAGGGCCAGGAUGAGGCAGAUGGAAGCAAACACCUGCCCCAGGAGUCCAAGUUCCAACAAAAGCUUGCAGAAAUGACAUCUACUCGAACAAGAAUGCAAAAGCAGAAGCUAAAUGAUGGAAAUGAUACCUCAGCCAGUGAAGAAAAGUGACAUUCUUCUCAGGACCAGGGGCUGCACUGCCAGCCCUCUUAAGAUUGUUUUUGUUUUACAGCAUUCAUUAAUAGAGUUGCUUUUUUAGUUGCUUUUUAUUCCAAACUGCUAGUUGAAAGCAUUUGUACUUUUUAAAUUGUUAAAUGUUUUCCAUGAUACUUUGCCUUAUGAUGUAGCAUAUAUACAAUGUAAGCCACUGAAUUUAAUUUAUACAUUUUUUGAGGAUUUUUAAAAAGUCUUGGAAAGUGUCUGAAUUUCCUGUUGCAGCAUUACUGAUUUAAGCCAGUUCAGUCUUGUUGGAUUGAAUUUUUUAUGUCUAAAGAUGAAAUGUUAGCUAGAAUGAUUUGAAAUGCACUAAUUUUGUUUCUUAGAUUUGAUUUUUAGAUUUUCAUUACUUGCAGAUUUUGAAAAAGGUGUGCUAGUUACUGCAAAGAUUUCUGUCUCUGUUCAUAAUUAGCACAUCAAGUUCCCAUCAAAUUGAACUGGACAGCAGCUGGGGGCCUUGCAGAGGAGGGGCCCCGCCUCAGGAGUACAACCUGAAUCCAAAGUGAGUUCAUUUCCUAGCCUUACUACUGAAACCAACACUUGGCAUUUUGUACUUCUGCUUCCCCAGCUCUCAGGGCUUUCAGAGGGCAGUUACCCUGUCCCUCAGUUUGAAUUUCAUGGAGUAUGAAUCCCAUAGAGAUUCAUCCCAGAACACCACACUGCAUCUUCCCAGAAGCAGAAGCUUCUUCCCAUAUGCAGAAUAACUGAUGUGCCCUUUCUUAUCUUGGGAAAUCUCAAGUAUUAAAAGGGAAAAAAUGAACAAAACAGCAAACCUAAACCAUACCUGGUACACACAAGAUUUCAAAAUUCUAAUGAUGUGAAUUUUCUUGAUUUCUUCAAAUUUUCACCUAAUUGAAGGUGAAAAUUAGGUGAAAUUUCAAGCCAAAAUUGAAAUUUCCAAUUUUGCCAAGCCAAAAAGCCAAACAGCUUGAGAAACAGCUGGAAGCUGAGUGUGUCCAGCUGGGUUCCAGGUAAGAGCAGCCUGGUCUCUAAAUGCACAGGGCAUCUCCCUUCGGCCUUACUGCAGCAUCUGCAAAAACCUGAAUGUGGUGAAUCCACGUUGGGAAAAUACUUCUGCCUUACUUUACUGAACAGGCAGUUAACUGGGCAACUUGUGAAUGGUUGCAACUAGCAAAAAACUCAAACAAAACCAUCCAAUACUUUUUUCAUAUUUUGUAUUUGUAAGUUACUCAUUCAGAUACUGGAACUUUUCUUGCAACAACAAAGUUUUGUGGAAAGAGCCAAUUAACAAAAGCACGUGUUUUAUUUCCAGUGGAUUAAAAUAUAAGCAAAUAAAUUCUCUUGCUUUAAAAUUACCCAUUUUUAUGAAAUUUAGCUUUUGCAGCUACUUAAAUUAAGAACAGGUACAGUAGAAAAGCGUGCUAUUCAGGACAGAAACAUUUUAAACCAGUGUCUUCCAGGGAGCUUAUUUGCAGAUUGUUUAGCUGAUCCUAGAGUACUUACAGGAGGAAGUUUUUUAAAGAUCCAUCCUUGUGUUGAUUCAAAGCUAACCUUAGAACUACUAAAAAUUCUAUGAGCAGCAAAACCUCUAAAUUAAUUUUGAAAUAAUAUUGAGGGGUAUUUUAGACUCAGGAUGGCUUCAACUUUCUUACUGAAAAAUGUGCAGAACUUUCCAGAGUACCUUAUGUUUAUUUUCUCACUUUUUUCAGUUUUACAGACAGGAUAUAUGUUAACAUUGGGGUGCACUGGCUGUAAGCUCUGUUACAGCACUUCUUUGACUAGAGGGAUGAUACAGAAUCCAAUAUCUAAACAGAUUCAUUCUUUCUUUACUGGGACAAUGUAUUUUUUUUUUGUUCAGACUGAAGGCUUUACAUCAAAUGUACAAUAUUAUUUUAUACAACUAAUCAGUUUCUCGCCUUUCAAGAUAAAUAAAAUAACUUUUAAAGGA